ACCUUACAUGUGCUUUUCUCCUCGGUUUCCUUUCACUUUGCCGAUAAUUGACUGCUUCGUGGCAGAAUUAUCGCUACUAUUUGAUAUAAACUGUGCACCAUAUGAAACUAAUCUCAAUAUUGCGGAGAUUAGCAAUACUAAAUUGUGACAUUUUGCAAAAUAACAUAAAAAAGGAGUGUAAAGAGGUUGCAACAGUCAGGACAUUUUACAUCAGCUCUUCUGCAGAACAGUGGGGCAAGAAUAAAAAACAUAGAAAUAUUAAAUUGAAUCUAUACUUCGACGCAAUGGCAGAUCCUCAAAUUGAAGAAGUUUUAGCCCCUUUAAGAGCCACUGUGAAAGAACAAGGAGACCUAGUACGUAAACUAAAAGCUGAUGGUGCUCCUGUCUUAGAUGUCAAAAAGGCUGUAGUUGAGUUACAAGCUAGGAAAAAGCUUCUAGAAGAUAAAGAGUUAAGCUUAGCACCUAACAAGACAUUUGAUAGAGCGAAAAUGGAAGAUCUCCUUAAACGAAGAUUCUUUUUUGAUCAGAGUUUCGCCAUAUAUGGAGGUAUAACUGGACAGUUUGAUUUCGGACCAAUGGGCUGUGCAUUUAAGGCAAACUUAUUGCAGACCUGGCGGCAAUUUUUUGUCUUGGAGGAACAGAUGUUGGAAGUAGAUUGUUCUAUUUUGACACCAGAACCUGUUCUCAAAGCCUCUGGACAUGUAGAUAGAUUUGCUGACCUCAUGGUUAAGGAUACAAAAACCGGAGAAUGCUUUAGGCUAGAUCAUUUAAUCAAAGCACAUUUAGAAAAGAUUUCAGCUGAUAAGAAAACUUCUGCUGCGACAAGGGAGGAAUGUCAAGAUAUUGUCAUCAAGUUGGACGGAAUGAAUAAAGAUGAAAUGGGUGCUGUAAUGAAAAAAUUCGACAUGAAGAGCCCUCUUACUGGAAAUGCCCUAACUGAACCUAUGGAGUUCAAUCUAAUGUUUGCAACUCAGAUAGGGCCAUCUGGUUUAAUUAAAGGAUUUUUGCGGCCUGAAACAGCUCAGGGCAUCUUUGUCAAUUUUAAACGUCUUCUAGAGUUCAACCAAGGAAAACUACCAUUUGCUGCAGCUCAAAUAGGUAAUGCAUUUAGAAAUGAAAUAUCUCCACGAUCUGGCCUCAUAAGAGUUAGGGAAUUUACAAUGGCUGAAAUUGAACAUUUUUGCGACCCUAAUGAUAAAGCUCAUCCCAAGUUCGAUAAUGUUCGAGACACACAACUGUUACUGUACUCAGCUUGUAAUCAGAUGGAUGGAAAACCAGCCGAAAGAAUAACUAUUGGUGUGGCUGUUGAUUCGGGCCUGGUGGCAAAUCAAACUUUGGGAUACUUUAUGGCUCGAAUUCAACAGUUUUUAGUAAAAUCUGGAGUUGAUCCAGCAAGAUUAAGAUUCAGACAACAUAUGGCAAAUGAAAUGGCGCACUACGCAUGCGAUUGUUGGGAUGCUGAAUGUUUAACCAGUUAUGGAUGGAUAGAAUGUGUCGGAUGUGCGGACCGAUCUGCCUAUGAUCUUACACAGCACACAAACGCCACUGGGGUCCGAUUAGCGGCAGAGAAAAAGUUACCAGAACCAAAAAUAGUCGAUGUAGUCGAAGCACAAUCAAAUAAGGGAUUAUUAGGAAAAACCUUUAAGAAGGAUGCCAAGACAAUCACGGAUGCUUUGGCAGCUUUAAAAAUCGGUGAUGUUGAAGAACUAGAGAGCAAAUUGGAAAGUACUGGAUCUUAUGAGUUGGCAGUGAAAGACAAAAACUACACUCUUUCGAAAGAUAUGGUAUCCGUGAAAAGAUAUCAAAAUACAAUACAUGUUGAAGAAAUUAUUCCCAGUGUUAUUGAACCAUCCUUUGGUGUUGGUAGAGUAAUGUACGCCAUCUUCGAGCAUAAUUUCAAACAACGCGAGAACGAUGAACAGAGAACAUAUCUGUCAUUACCAGCGAUUGUGGCACCGUUAAAAUGUAGCGUCCUGCCGCUAAGUUCCAACCAAGAGUUUAUUCUCUUCAUUAAGAGAAUAUCUACAGAACUUACAAAAGUAGAUGUAUCUCACAAAGUAGACGAUAGUUCUGGAUCGAUAGGGCGCAGGUAUGCCAGAACUGAUGAAAUCGCCAUACCCUAUGGGAUUACCAUUGAUUUCGAUACCCUAAAGGAACCGCAUACUGUUACUUUACGAGAAAGGGAUUCAAUGGGACAAGUUAGGAUACCGCUCGAUGACAUCGCACAAGUUGUUCACAAUUUGUCAUACAGCAAGCAGAGUUGGGAAGAUAUCGAAAACAAGUAUCCCAAAUUCGAACAACAGGAGAGUAAAGCGGUAUAAAUAAAUAUUUAUUGGAAAUUUGAUAAAAAGUCGCAUUUUGUAAAUUUAAAAUACCUUUAUCUUAAGCUUAAAAACGUCAAGCUUGCAGCAAGUUAUUUAUUACUUUUUUUUAAUAAAUUUGAAAUAUAAGUCA
This is a messenger RNA of Diabrotica balteata, 2454 nucleotides long. Lineage: Eukaryota; Metazoa; Arthropoda; Insecta; Coleoptera; Chrysomelidae. The record is from the annotation of a GenBank genome assembly.